AAUGGGAAGUGUUAAUGUUUGCUGACUUAUAUAACUGUGAAUGUAAAGCACUUGGAAGAGGAACUUAUCAUCUGAUAUAAAUCAUGACGUUAAACAGAGCUUCAGAUACUUCAAGAGAAACAAAGAAGAACUGAAUGUACAGAUACCAGAGAAGAUGAUUGAAUACGAGAGAAGAAUGAAGAUGAUGUUGACUUUCACACUGCUGAUGAUUCCUGGAGCUCUGAGCUUCAGUGUGACGGGAUAUACAGGAGGAGCAGUCACCAUCACAUGUCCAUAUGACAGAGGAUAUACAAGAAAUGAGAAAUAUUUUUGUAAAGGUCAGAAGCCAGUUAUACCAAGGCCUGGAUGGUGUUCUGACGUCAUCAGGACUGAUGUUAAAGAUGAAUGGGUUGAGAGUGAAAGAUUCUCUCUGUAUGAUGACACAACAGCAUCAGUCUUCAAUGUCACCAUCACUGAUCUGAAUGAACAUGAUUCAGACACAUACCAGUGUGCAGUUGAUAUAGAUUACAGGAAGGAUAUCUACACCGAAGUGAAGCUGACUGUUAGAGAAGAGCAAAGCUUUGAAGAAAACACACAUCCAUCAACACCACCACCAUCUUCAACAAUUGAAACUUUAUCUACUACACUAAACACCCGGCCAUCAGCGUCUGAUUCUCCAUCUGCUUCUUCUGAUAUCUUGAGCCACUCGUCUGUGAUCGUCAUCAUCAUCAUUGUGUGUGUGCUUGUGCUUCUGAUCUUCACUGGACUGCUGUUAUUCAUUCUGCUUUACUGCAGGAGAUGUUCAGCUCAAGAUGCUGAUUCAGACGGUAAAAUGUCUCAUUCAGGACCAGGAAUCUAUGAAUCGGUUACUGAAAUCACUCUUGGUUACGAGGAGAUUAAAGACAUCAGACGUCUGACAGGAACCAUCACAGACUGCAAUACUACACCAUUACCCACAAUCCCCUCUGAUGCCCCGCACACUGUUUACCAUACGGUUCAAUUACCCACAAUCCCCUGUGAUACUCUGAACAUUUUUUAUGCUACUCCCCAAUUUCCCACAAAUGGCUCUGAUGCUUGUAAAACUGUUUAUGAUACUGUACAAUUACCCACAAUCCUCUCUGAUGCUCCUAACACUGUCUAUGCUACUGUUCAAUAGCGCACAGGUCGUGUCCAGAAAUACAGAGAGGACUGUCUAUUUGAGUCAGAAAAUGAACACAACAAACAUAUUCUAGUAAUUCUAUUGGCUCUCCUGUAGUCACGUGUCUCCUGUAGUCACAUUCACAUCACUGCAGUCACCACUAGAGGA
This is a messenger RNA of Triplophysa rosa, 1285 nucleotides long. Its product is annotated as CMRF35-like molecule 3. The transcript has 6 exons. The record is from RefSeq and is a predicted model, not a curated record. The coding region runs from base 155 to 1135 and encodes 326 amino acids. Lineage: Eukaryota; Metazoa; Chordata; Actinopteri; Cypriniformes; Nemacheilidae.